Pipistrellus nathusii (Nathusius's pipistrelle) is the source of this 1503-nucleotide messenger RNA. Lineage: Eukaryota; Metazoa; Chordata; Mammalia; Chiroptera; Vespertilionidae. The record is from the annotation of a GenBank genome assembly.
AUGUCCGGCUCUCAGGCCCCGGAGCCGGCCCUCAGCGUGCAGGGAGACUCCACAGCCGCCACGGGGAACGAGGACACGGCCGACGACGACGACGGAACCCAGCAUUCUCACCGCAUGCUCAGCUUCAGCGACGCGCUGCUGUCCAUCAUCGCCACCGUCAUGAUCCUGCCUGUGACCCACACGGAGAUCUCCCCCGAGCAGUUUGACCUCAGCAUCCAGAGGCUCCUCGCGACCAGGAUCGCCGUGUACCUGAUGACGUUCCUCAUUGUGACCGUGGCCUGGGCGGCUCACACCAGGCUGUUCCAGGUUGUGGGGAAGAUAGACGACACGCUGGCCUUGCUCAACCUGGCCUGCAUGAUGACCAUCACCUUCCUGCCCUUCACGUUUUCCCUGAUGGUGGCCUUCCCGGAGGUGCCGCUCGGCAUCUUCCUGUUCUGUGCCUGCGUCAUCGCCAUCGGGGCCGUGCAGGCGCUGAUCGUGGUGUAUGCCUUCCGCCUGCCCCACCUCCUGAACCCCCAGAUCGGGCGUUCCGCCCACCGGGGCCUCUACCGGCGGCACAUCCUGCACAUCGUCCUCCGAGGCCCCGCUCUGUGCUUCCUGGCCGCAGGCUUCUCCCUGUUCUUCUACCCGGUGUCGUACCUGCUGAUGGCAACGGUCGUCUUCCUCCCCUACGCCAGCAAGGCGGCCGGCUGGUGCCGAGCCAGGCUCCUGGGCCCCCGGGAGCCGCCAGCCCCCAGCGUGGAGUUCUUCACCUUCGACCUGCAGGAGCCGCUCAGCAAAGAGCGGGUGGAGGCCUUCAGCGACGGGGUCUACGCCAUCGUGGCCACGCUGCUCAUUCUGGACAUCUGCGAGGACAACGUCCCAGACCCCAAGGACGUGGAGGAGAAGUUCCAAGGCAGCCUGGUGGCCGCGCUGAGCGUGGACGGGCCGCAGUUCCUGGCCUACUUCGGCUCCUUCGCCACGGUGGGGCUGCUCUGGUUCGCCCACCACUCCCUCUUCCUGCACGUGCGCAAGGCCACGCAGUCCAUGGGGCUGCUCAACACGCUCUCGCUGGCCUUCGUGGGCGGCCUGCCCCUGGCCUACCAGCAGACCUCGGCCCUCGCCCGGCGGCCGCGCGACGAGCUGGAGAGCGUGCGCGUCAGCUGCGCCAUCAUCUUCUUCGCCGGCGUCUUCCAGCUGGCCAUGUGGACGGCCGCCCUGCUGCACCAGGCCGAGACGCUGCAGCCCGCCGCCCGCUUCGGGGGCCGGGAGCACGCCUUCAUGUGCGCCAAGCUGGCGCUCUACCCCUGCGCCAGCCUGCUGGCCUUCGCCCUCACCUGCGUGCUGAGCAGGUUCAGCACGGCCAUCUUCCACAGCAUGCAGAUCGCCGUGCCUUUCGCCUUCCUGCUGCUGCGGCUGCUCGUGCGCCUGGCGCUGGCCCUCCUGCGAGCCCUGCGGCGCCUGGCCCCGCCCCCCCGGGACACCGCGGACCCGAGGGCCCCCCUGCUGCCCACCCCCUGCUAG